AAAUGGCCAUUAAGAAGUAGAUGUCCAGAUGCAAAGGGGAUGAAACAGUCCAUUUGUCAUAAAAUAAGAUGCAGCUGUGGCUUUUCAACCAGAUUAGAACAAAAUUAUAUCUGUUUUUCUCAGAAGAGAAUUCCACAAGGUUAACUCGGCAAAUAAAGAAAACAUGGUACUUUGAAAUAUGAUUAAACUCCUGAUGCAGCAGCAGAGGCUAAGAAUAUUAAUGGCUAUAUGUAGGUUUGAGACACUGCUGGACAGUGCUCUGCGUCGCAGGCUCGCGACAACCAAUGCUCACAUGGUCUUCUGAAGAAGCCAUGGGUAGCUGUUGUAGCUGUCCAGGUAAAGACACUGUCCCAGAUAACCAUCGGAGCAAGUUUAAGGUCAUUAAUGUGGAUGAUGAUGGGAAUGAGUUAGGUUCUGGCAUAAUGGAGCUUACCGACACAGAACUGAUUUUAUAUACUCGAAAACGUGACUCAGUAAAAUGGCACUACCUCUGCCUGCGGCGCUAUGGCUAUGACUCAAACCUCUUCUCUUUUGAAAGUGGUCGAAGGUGUCAAACUGGGCAAGGAAUCUUUGCCUUUAAGUGUGCCCGUGCAGAAGAAUUAUUUAACAUGUUGCAAGAGAUUAUGCAAAACAAUAGUAUAAAUGUAGUGGAAGAGCCAGUGGUAGAAAGAAACAAUCAUCAGACAGAAUUAGAGGUUCCCAGAACACCUCGAACACCUACAACUCCAGGGUUUGUUGCUCAGAGCUUACCUAAUGGAUAUCCUCGAUAUCCCUCAUUUGGAGAUGCUUCAUCUCAUCCUUCAAGCAGACAUCCUUCCGUGGGAAGUGCUCGCUUACCUUCAGUUGGUGAAGAAUCUACACAUCCUUUGCUUGUUGCUGAGGAACAAAUACAUACCUAUGUCAACACUACAGGAGUACAAGAAGAGCGGAAAAACCAUGCAGGUGCGCAUGUCCUAUUGGAGGCAAGGGUUUCAAAUGCUGAGAGCAACACACCAAAAGAAGAACCCAGUAGUGUUGAAGACAGAGACCCUCAGAUUCUUCUUGAACCCGAAGGAGUCAAAUUUGUUUUAGGACCAACUCCUGUUCAGAAGCAGUUAAUGGAAAAAGAGAAACUGGAGCAACUUGGAAGAGACCAAGUUAGUGGAAGUGGUGCAAAUAACACAGAAUGGGACACUGGCUAUGACAGUGAUGAACGCAGAGAUGCGCCUCCAGUUAACAAGCUGGUAUAUGAAAAUAUAAAUGGGCUGUCUAUCCCUAGUGCCUCAGGGAUCAGGAGAGGUCGACUGACAUCCACUAGUACCUCAGAUACCCAGAAUAUCAACAACUCAGCUCAGAGAAGAACUGCAUUAUUAAACUAUGAAAAUUUACCAUCUUUGCCUCCUGUUUGGGAAGCCCGCAAGCUAAGUAGGGAUGAAGAUGACAAUUUAGGACCAAAGACUCCAUCUCUAAAUGGCUACCAUAAUAAUCUAGAUCCAAUGCACAACUAUGUAAAUACAGAGAAUGUAACAGUGCCAGCAAGUGCUCACAAAAUAGAAUAUUCGAGGCGUCGGGACUGUACACCAACAGUCUUUAACUUUGAUAUCAGACGCCCGAGUUUAGAACACAGGCAACUCAAUUAUAUACAGGUUGACUUGGAAGGUGGCAGUGACUCUGACAAUCCUCAGACUCCAAAGACGCCUACCACUCCCCUGCCACAAACCCCUACAAGGCGCACAGAGCUGUAUGCUGUAAUAGACAUCGAGAGAACUGCUGCUAUGUCAAAUUUGCAGAAAGCACUGCCACGAGAUGAUGGUACAUCUAGGAAAACUAGACAUAAUAGUACUGAUCUGCCCAUGUGAACCUGGAAAAUAUUAUGUUGUUUGCACCUUUGUGAAGUUUUUAAAAAUGAAGAUGCAAAUGCUUCAUUUUCAUUUCUACACUAACUCCUUUUAUAGACUGAUAAAUUUUUUUCUGACUAUUUCAUGUGCAUCUUUAACUAAAGGGAAUUACUGUAGAGCAGGUACUCCUUAACACUAAUUUCGUUAUAUACUAUUCAUUGUUGUACAGCAGCAUUCCCAUUUUCACAGUGCCUAUUUAAAAUGAGAGUUGAAGUGAAUGAUGCUGGUUGAUUUUUAUUCAAUAUUUUGGAUUUAUGCAUAUCUUUCAUUUCUAAGUCAUGGUUGGCAUUUAAAACUUCUUACAAAGCCUCUUGGUAAUGUGCAUUGCUAACAGGUAACUCUAGGCUUUGAAAGUAAAUUUGUAGAUCAGUGUUCACAGAAUGUGGCCUCUGGCAUGUAACACGAAGAAUCCUUUAUUUCAUUGAGUAAAGGCUUUUGAUUUGAGCCAAAAUGUCUAAAGGAAAUGAAAGUACCACACCUCAUUGUAUACCAGUCAGCUCUUUUGCCUUCAGUGUUACUAGAAAGAAUCCUAUGUCGUGAAUAUAGUUUGCUGUUGUGUUGAAAGGUAGGCAGGAGACAAGAUUUUCUGUUUACUCAUCUCAUGAUGUCGUUUGAAGGACAUGUCCAGAUGUCUCACUCUGAAUUACACUAGGCUUAAGAAUCAGUCUCAGGUCACUUUACCAAGAAACAUUUGAAAAUCUGAACCAAGAUCUCUUGAAGUUUCUAUCCUAUAGAUUAUUGAUGAGGCAUUGUUUUCUGGAGGCAUCUUUGCUGUUAGGUUCCCAUUUACCUUUGGUUUUUAUUUUGGUGUUUGGGAUAACUUACUGUGUUGCUUAAUAUCUUUUUCAAUUUAAAAUGUUUGAGUUUGUAUAUAGUUUUGAAAUUGGAUUAUGUGUUCACUGUUAGUUUUGCAUUUUUGUCAAAUUAUGGUUUUGAAAGUUCAUUUGGAACUUGCUGUUAUUCUGUAACAGGGUUGCCCUUGUCCAGUAUUUAUUUAUAUGCUGUUUACUUUUCAAGUUGAUAAAAGCAUUCUUUUGAUUUUAAAUUUCACUUGUGUCCAUAGAUGAUCUCUUUAGCAGUUGAGGGAAAAAAAAGGAAGGUCCUUUUAACAUGCAGAGUUCUCCAGAGAUACUGCAUAUUCUCUGUGGGCACUCUCCCCAGCACUUUAGCAGGGAUUUUCUUCAGCUACAUGGCUACAGUUGUACUCGCUCCACUCUAGUAUUCCUCAGCUCUGCUGUCCUUUCACUUGUAGCUGGAUCUCUGAUUAUCCCUUAAUUUCAGUGGUAUGUUAAUAUUGUUGCCAGCAUAGCAGGUACAGUGGAAGUCUUGUAGUAAUGAGAUUGUGUCAUAAUUUAGGAUUUAAAGUGAACUGAAGUUUCUAUAAAUUGAUGAGUCCAGAUAUCAAAACUUUCAGAAAAUCAAGAAUAUUCCAAAUUCCCAAACAGUAGAGAAUACAAGAAGAGUGAAAAGAAGGUGAAGUAACUUUGUAAAAUAGUGCUGUUUCUCUAAAUAUAAGGAAGUUGGAAGUUAUGAUCUGGAUCUGUCAAAUGUUUCUAAGUCUAAUUUAGCAUGGAAAAGUUUCGGUCUUACAACAUCUAGGUUAGUCAGUAAAUAACCUAUUUAUAGGACAAUGAAUGCAUUAGCAGAGCAAUAGAGUGGGACCAUUAAAAAACUAAUUACAGGUGUCUUUAUCAUUUUCAGUGCCAUUGGUUUAUUAGCAUAGCAAAAUUUUCUGCUUUUCCUUUUCCCCACCCUGUGAACUUGGUGCUUACUAAACUGCUCACUGUUCUCUUUUCUUUUAAAUAGUUUGCUAAUUGUGCCAAAUUUAUGUAGUGAUUAUUGUAAUGUGGAAUAGGAAUUGUGAUGCAGUGAUUUUCAUUGAAACAAGCAGUCACAGCAGAACACUAAUCUCCAAAUGAAAGGGCUGAUACAUUUAUUCAUUUUGGAGGUUGGAUAUUUUAUUCUUUUUUCCCCUCCUUUUUACUUCCAGAUUCUAAUUAGUUUUUAUAUUUUUUAGGUAAUUCUAAUAUAAUCAUUAAGUUUUAUGCUUUAAAUACUGUGUGCUUUAAGAAUGAAAAUGGGACCAAUUUGUCUGCUAAGAAUUUGAUUUUAGGGUACUAUAAGAAUAUUAGGAAGAGAUAUUCAACUGGUGUUUAUUCUAGUUUUCUGGGUGUCAUCUCUAUUCCUAUUUUAAAAAAAUAAUUUAGAAUACUACUUGCCCUUUGCAGUAGUCUUGUAAUGGGCAUUAAGCUGUCUUGGAAGAGUGUACCUAUUGCUAGGUACAUUUUAGAAUGAGAUAUUGUAUUGGCAUAUAAUUAUGGCCAAUAUGUCUCAGAUUUUCUGAGAUGAACCUAAUUUUAGGUACCCGUUUUUGUUGAUAGACCACGUGAUCCCAUUAUGUGCCCCACCCCUAUAGAAGCCUCUUCAUCCAUAUAGAUCAUAACAGCCAUGUAUCCAGAUCAGGGUUUGAAGCUGAUAUGGGUAUUACCUGUGUUUUUCUUAGUGUGUUUCAUUUCCCAGUUUCAUCUUUUUAAAAAAAUGAAAAUAUGGUGCCUUCCCUCCCUCCAGAAGAUUGGCAAAUAGUUCCUUUUAUUUACUGCUGCUGUGGAGUGAUGAGAUAUGCACUUUACUCUUGAAGACUCAGUAAAAAAGCUUUUCAUUCCCAGUAUAUCCACAAUAGAUCACAUUUAGGACUUAAGAAAAUUUGCCAAGCAAUCUUUGUUUUUAUAAAUAUUAAUGUUGACCUUCAGUUCAGUGUUGUAAAAAUAAGUCAAACUGGUGUUUAUCCUCCCCCCAUCUGUGGCACAGCAUAUAAAAAUGUACCUCAAUAAUGUUCUAUUAAAAAUGGGACAGGGGCCUUAUGUUUUCAUAAUUUCCCAACAAUGUGCCACCCUGUACUUGCCUCAAGGGAAAAGUUUUAGCUAGCUAAAAAAUAUUUCCCAAAUCCCCAGUGGUGUUCCUAACCCAUAAUGCCCAAGUGUUCUGUGUGAUGUGUAGUAUGUGUGUAUACAUAUAUAUAUUCUUGAAAUAGACCUACCAUCAGAAGUAACUGAUAUAUUGGCAUGCCAUUCAUAUUUCUGAUAAUAUGAGGUAUAUGGUACUAAUUACCUUUUCCUUGAUGUUUGCCAAAUUUGAAUAAAAGCAAUGGUACGAAAUUACAGAAUGUAUAGAAAAUGUUUUUGGCUUGAAAAGUUAACAAGAUUUUAUGACUUUACACAAUAUAUUCUGCCCAAACCAGCAUCCUGUGUUUUUCUUGUUCUUUACAUCUCAAUUCCCCAUCCCUACUUCCUCGUUUUUUUGGGAUAUAACACAAUUCUUUUUGUAGCAUCAUUACAGUUACAAUUCUGAGACAAUUGGACAGUUAUAGCAUGGAAAUAUACUGAUGGUAAUAGUACAGUAGUCACCAGUGUGCCACAUUUGCAUUAGUAAAUGCAAAAUACACAUUUUAUAAAGGACAAACUGUUAUGUUUUUAUUUUCAUUACAUUGUAUAAUACUGUAAGAUUAUUGUAUGUCCUAAUUUGUGUUAUAAAUGUGUUUUUUUCCUACAUAAAGGCAUAAAUAUAGCAACUUUGUAUAAAGGUAGUUUAUUAGAUUUUUAAUUUUUUCUUUUAUAAAAUUGUCUUAACAGUGGGACUACCAUUGCCAAAUUGUAUAUGAAAUAUGAGUUUUACUCCCCUAUGGCUAAUUUCUUUUAUAAACAUUCCUAUUUCUCUAAUAAAAGACAUAAGUGAUACUGUACUAUGCAUAAAUUGUAUUUUAAUGCUGUUUCAUAUCAGCAUUUUACAUUUUGGUUUGCAUUUUUAAUAUUGGCAAAACCUAACCACUGUUAAUUAAAAAAAACCUUGUAUGUGUAACAUCAUCAUUUACCCUCUAUCCCUUCCCACUGUUUGUUCUCUAUCUCUCCGUAUUAGUGCCAACUUCAUACAUUUUGUAGCAUGGCAAUAAAAUUUAACUUUGACAUUCAGGCCAAGUGUGGCUUUUUGGAGGAAGUGGGGAAGGGAGGAUUACCCUCUAAUUGUCCUUUGCAUAUAAUUCUUUUUGCCAUAUGAGCCAUAUCAUCAGGCAUGAGAAAUUUUAAAUGAUGUAAACAUGCUUUUAAGGACAAAUGUGAAUGUGCUUUUAAGCUUUUUGUCAUAACAAAUAACUAAUUUUUUUAUCUUUGGAAACUCACAGUUCUUGAAAUACAGUAAAAUCUUAACUGGAGUGAAGAAUAAGCUAAUUAGUAAUUGAAUUCGUUUAAUAAGGGCUAAGCAACACAUUUUAAAAAUAUUUAUUGUAGAGUAUAUUAGUAUACUUUACUGUCCUAAAAAUUGUAAUAUGGAAAAUACAGCUUAAUCUUAAAUGAUGUAGCAUCUUGCGAUGCCUUACUGUUGUUAUUCUGGCAUAAAUAUUCAUGAUGAGGUACUCAAGUUAAUACUGGAAGCUGAACUGACUAUACACUGACCUUAAGCAUUCAUGAAAAACUGCUUUGUUGAAUAAAAUCUGAUCAGAGUUCUUAUGGUCAUUUUCCCUUUUUUGCCAAAAGUAGAUUGCAAUAAAACCCCAAUAAAAGUUUCAU
This is a messenger RNA of Fukomys damarensis (Damara mole-rat), 6436 nucleotides long. It is a transcript of the gene Frs2, whose product is annotated as fibroblast growth factor receptor substrate 2. Lineage: Eukaryota; Metazoa; Chordata; Mammalia; Rodentia; Bathyergidae. Gene Ontology annotation, biological process: cell surface receptor protein tyrosine kinase signaling pathway. The record is from RefSeq and is a predicted model, not a curated record. Bases 285 to 1838 code for a protein of 517 amino acids. Gene Ontology annotation, cellular component: cell-cell junction; cytoplasm. The transcript is spliced from 9 exons.